This is a messenger RNA of Aspergillus pseudotamarii, 1007 nucleotides long. RefSeq lists its product as uncharacterized. The transcript has a single exon. The coding region runs from base 607 to 855 and encodes 82 amino acids. NCBI's taxonomy places the organism in Eukaryota, Fungi, Ascomycota, Eurotiomycetes, Eurotiales, Aspergillaceae. The record is from RefSeq and is a predicted model, not a curated record.
UAUUUGGACUGUGGCGAUAUUACCAGUGGUUCCUGAAAAUUGUAUGUUUGAAUCGUCUAUAUCUCGGGAAGGAUGGGCAAACCAACGAAUGGCUGUUACGUGGCCCAGGAGAUGCUCAUGUCCUGUCAUUUUCCGAAUCUUGAAUUUUCCACUGAGGACUUGUUUCGAGAGUCCUCAGCAUGCUCCAUAUUAUGGGUUUACUCCUGGACUAAAGAUGUGGACCGUUGACCAACAUGGCUAUUUCAGAUGGCAGACCAGCAGGUGAUCACGAUUAUCCAACCCUACAAUCUCACGCUGCGUGUUACGGAAUUCGAUGUUGAUGGCAGUACCGGUCUAAAACGACAGUUCUAGGUGUGGACCGUUCCACCGCCGCAUCUGCAUCCCCGGUUCUUAACGAAGCGAUAACCCCCGGAUGCCGGGCCUUAAUUUGCAGCACCAAUGUCGAAAUGUCCGCCUCUUUACUCCGACUACUUGAAAAACAUUACUGAGUGAAGCCAUUCGCAAGCCCUGCAGAUUGGGACAGAGUCGCUUUGUGCUUGUAUGUGAAUAUAUCAUCGACGAUAGCUUCAAUACAUAUCUCUGCAGAAAAGAAGCAAUAACAGGGCCAUGGCAGGGCUCAUUACCGAGAUGACUUCUCUGAUCACAGGCAGCGAUGCAGACGGGAUUGAGGAUCAAAGACCAUGCGAUAACACCGACUUGACACGCUGGGUUGUGCGAGACAAUGAGCUUAUCUGUUUGGAGCCAAGGAAAGAAGCGAUAGAUAAUGAUAUCCAGGACCUUGAUACUACGGAUCUGGCUUCGUUACUUCCACAGAACCCUUACAACAGUUCGCAGGAAGGAUAUCACUGCAGAUAGUACCAUGGAGAUCUUGAAAGCAAGCCCUACCAUGUAUUUUAAGUCCACGUUACUAUCAGAUUGGUUCUCCCAGUGUUUUGCUGCACAGAUGGUUGGCAAGCUUACGCAUGGUCUCUUCAGUCGAGAGGUGACUAUAUAGAUGAUUUCCGCGG